AUGAGUAGUGGUAAGUAACAAAUCAGCAAUAAUUUAAAUUUAUAAUUCUAGAGCUAUAACAAAGAAAAUAUAAAUUCUACAUUAUCUUUUCAAUAGAAUAGUUAGUUAAAAUCUAAUUGUAUAAAUUAUUAGAUUGAUACAAUAAAAGAAAAAAAUAAAGAAAAAAAGAAAGAUUAUUUACAUUCUCCUAGUGAAACUCCAUUAAUCAAUUAGAAAUCUACAAAAUAUAACUUUCUAAAAAAUAAGAUAUAUACUCCUUGUUAUAACAAAGAAUUAAAAUCUAGUUAUAAAUCUUAUUAAACGUAAAGCAGAGAAAGAGUAUUUAGUAAAAACUUUAGAAAAGGACUCCUGCAAUUUGAUGAUAACAAUCUAAAUAAUUAUUAAAUAACAUAAACAAUAAUUUCUAAUUAAUAGAAUUGUAAGUGAUAUUUAUUAUUUUUUAUAGAGAUUUCUUACUUUACAAUUGAGACGAAUACAACUACUGAGGAAGAUGAUUAAUAAGAUUAAUUAUUUACAAAUCCUUCUGAAUGGAAUUAGUAUUUAAUAUCAAGAGAUAAUAAAUUUAUUGCUUCAAAAUAAUAACCUUGUGUCAACAUUUAAACAUAAUAGUUAUAAAGAGAAACUAUGAAAAUAUUGAAAUCCUGUUUAUUUGGCUUUUUGGUUGGAUUGUUUUUAGGAUUAUUGAUAUUAAAAAAUUUAUAUCUAUUUUAAUGA
Paramecium sonneborni is the source of this 714-nucleotide messenger RNA. The record is from the annotation of a GenBank genome assembly. NCBI's taxonomy places the organism in Eukaryota, Ciliophora, Oligohymenophorea, Peniculida, Parameciidae.